CAACAGCUGGCGGAGGUGUGAAGCGUUGGUUGAGAGCUGGGACAGCAUGCGCGGGAAGCAUUUCUCGCCGUUCCAAAUCGAGCCAAUGAAGGCGAACAAGACAGCCUAGAUUAGAUGAUAAGGAUAUCAUCCGGUGCUUCUCCAUCAUUUUGAGUCAUAUGGCGCUAGGCUGGAUUACACUUAGUGUCCUCUUCUUCCGGCGGAAGACCCUCCGAGUCAUCUCUUCUAUCAUCAUUCUAAGUGUACAAGUAUCCGCAAGACUGUUCUUGUAUCCUCACAAUCCUUGCACAUCUCAAAAUGAGCUCCCAACAGUCCUCGACACCGUCUUCGCGGUUCGCCCUUAUCACACCUCGACUCAUUAUUGUACCUACGCCAUUAGCUAUCUCAAUACCGGCUUAUGUCACUCUUUUCGCGAACCUCCUCGCCGAUACCUCUUUCUGCGAGAUGGGCUUUGGCGACAAGUUUCCUGUAAUGAAGCGCACGCAAGAACAAAUGUAUGAGUCGAUCGCUACACGCGACAUUGCACAGUGUUGGGAGAAGAGAGGAUUGGGCACUUUUGCAGUUGGCUGGCGACCGAAAGAGUGGUCCGAUCAUUCGAUGGGUCGGUCUUUAGAAGAUGCGAGCGAGAAGGUCCGGGUAAUCGACGAGAGCGAGAUGGAUAACGUGUGCCAAAAACUCGGCACCAUCGAAUGGCUAGGCUAUGCAGGCGUCCGAGAUGCAACCACAACCUCGCUUCCCCCACGCGAUGAUUCUGACGAUCUACUACCACCAUGGGAAGAGAUGGUCGAAAUGCUCUACGGUGUUGCGCCAGCGUAUUGGGGUCAGGGUGUAGCUCGUGAGGCCGCAGAAGCAGUUAUGCAGUGGGCGGCGGCGGAGAAGGGCGUGAGAAGGUUCAUCGCCGAGACAGAAAAGCCCAAUGCGAGAAGUGGAAGAGUGUUGGAGAAAAUGGGGUUUAGGAAGAGUGGUACUAAGUAUUGGAAAAAUGAAGAUGAAUUUGAGUGGGAGAGGGACGCUAAGAGCCUUGACUAGGCAGUUUUGUGUUGAGUGCACACAAUCUAGGGUCGUAACGAGCUUAAUGCAGCAAUGUUGCAUUUGUUAUAUCCUUUCUGGUGUCUCCAUCUACUGAUGAGC
Molecule: messenger RNA, 1131 nt
Organism: Alternaria rosae
Lineage: Eukaryota; Fungi; Ascomycota; Dothideomycetes; Pleosporales; Pleosporaceae
Exons: 1
Coding region: 298-1029 (243 amino acids)
Molecular function (GO): acyltransferase activity, transferring groups other than amino-acyl groups
Source: RefSeq, a predicted model, not a curated record